Planococcus citri (citrus mealybug) is the source of this 1511-nucleotide messenger RNA. RefSeq names its product MYG1 protein. Bases 176 to 1261 code for a protein of 361 amino acids. The record is from RefSeq and is a predicted model, not a curated record. The transcript has 2 exons. NCBI's taxonomy places the organism in Eukaryota, Metazoa, Arthropoda, Insecta, Hemiptera, Pseudococcidae. Gene Ontology annotation, cellular component: cytoplasm; nucleus.
UAAAAUGGUCGUAAAACAAACGUAAACACCGAGAACCGAAGUGCGAAACACGUGAUUGUGUUUUAUGGUAUGGUAAUUUAUUUUGAAAAAAUUGCAGCUUAAUUAACAGAAAAUUCAAUUGAAAAAACAGGUAAAAUGUUGACAUUUGUGAUUCGAAAAUCAGUUGUUACGUGAUAUGAGGUGUAUUAUCAAAACUCUGCCUAAUUUUUGUGGUUCAAGAACUUUCAAAUUGAGUUAUCACCACUAUUUUCACUCGAGUCGUAAAAUGUCUGAUUUUGCCUCAAAAUGUGUUAUUGGAACGCACGACGGAGUAUUUCAUUGUGACGAAGCUCUCGGAUGUUUCCUACUGAAGACAUUAUAUCCUCAUGCGACCAUUGUACGAUCGCGUAAUCAAGAAAUUCUCAACACUUGUGAUAUUGUUAUUGAUGUCGGUGGCGAAUAUAAUCCCGAGAAGUUUCGUUUCGAUCAUCAUCAAAGAAGUUUCAACCAUUCGAUGAGUACGCUAUCCUCCAUCGUGAAAACUACUGUGAAACUCAGCAGCGCGGGUUUAAUAUAUCAUCAUUUUGGCAGAAAAAUUAUAGAAAAAAUAGUGCAAUCGAAUGAUGGUAAAUUGAUCGAUUAUGUUUACAAAAGAGUAUACGGAAAUUUUAUCCAAGAAAUAGAUGGAACUGAUAACGGAUUACCACCGUAUCCGAAAGAACCUCUUUAUAAUAUUUGUACUCACGUCAGUGCUAGAGUUCAGCAUUUAUUGAAACCUUGGAAUGUGAAAGACGAAGAUUACGAUGUGGAGGAACAUUUCCAAAAAGCUAUGAAUUUGGUUGGUGGUGAAUUUAUUGAAAGUUUAGAGUCAGCGGCGUUUGUUGUUUAUCCAGCUAGAGCUAUUGUGGAAAAAGCGAUAGAAAAUAGAUUCAAUGUUCAUCCUUCGGGUAAGAUCAUUGAGUUAGAACAACACUGCCCUUGGAAAGAUCAUUUUUUCGAUAUUGAAAAGGAACUCAAUUUAAGUUCUGACAUAACCUACGUGUUAUUUCAAUCCGAUGAUAAUUACAGAGUUAUGUGUGUUUCUGUGACUAAUAAGAGCUUUGUCUGCCGUAAAUUUCUUCCUCCAAGUUGGAGAGGAUUAAGAAAUGACGCUUUAUCUGAAAAAAGUGGAAUACCUGGUUGCGUUUUUGCUCAUCAUAAUGGAUUCAUCGGUGGGAAUGAAACGAGAGAAGGGGCCUUACAAAUGGCUGUAAAAUCACUGGAGAAUGAAGAAGAGAGUUGAAAAAAUAUGUCGAAAUGUCAGAUUCAACGAUACAAACUAUUUUUCCGAUUCACAAGCACCGAAUGUACUUACUGCCAAGUGAUGAUUAGACGCCAGUUGAUGAAGCUGAAUUAAAAUUUCUGUAACCAUCUUCGUUCUAUCCAAAUCAGCAUCAGUCAGAUAAAAAGGAAAUAUGAAGCUAUCAAUAACUAUCAAUUUAACCUGAACAGAGAAUCGGAAAUGUAAAAUGUCAAUAAAUUUUUAAAAUUAA